AUGUGCACAGCAGUACCCAUAGUAAUUCUCACUACUACUAUCACUGAUGCCCCUCCAUAUAAACCAAUUCAGUGCAAGAGUCAAUACACCAAUCAUCAUCACCUCUUUGUCAAGAAGACAUUUUUUGAAAUCAACUUAUGCUGUACUUGGAGCCAAACAUUCAGAGCAUUUGUCUGCCAAGUGCUCUGGGGUUUGGUGCCUUUUACACUGGCCUUAAUACUGCAUGAUUCAUUUUUUUCUCCCCUCAUCAUUAUCUCCAUCAAUUUAAGGAGAUGGGGUGUAUUUGAUGCAUGUGUCCUAGCAAAUUGUUUGCAGAAUGCUACACAUGGAGUCUGUGUGUCCCCUGGAAAGUGGCCUAUGGAGACAACCCAACAUGGAAGUGGCUGUGGUGGAACAUUACCCAAUGUCUUUGGCAUGCUAGAAUAUCUGGACACAGACCUCAACCCUGCUAUGGGCACUUUUGUCGAUUCAUUUGACCACUGGAUUGGCACAUUCAUGACAGACCCCAACAUUUGCCAGUGCCUUUUUGAAAUAUGUGUGCCUGUCUGGAUGGUCUGGAAACCCAAUCGUGUACCCCCAGACAUGCAAGUGUUGAAGACCAUCAAGGUUACAUGCCCUCAUGACAUAGUCACAGAUCCUGUGGUUUUUGAGGUUGGGCAGAUGCUGAAAUGGCACAGUGCCUGGUACCACCCUGGCCUGGCAAUUGGGCUCGAGCAAUUUUUGGCUCCCUGGCUGGAACCACUAUGCACCAGCAGUGGUGUGGCCUCGACUCCCACAAGCAUGGGUCCCACAGCUUCCAAUGCUGCAAGUUCCAGCAGUGCAAGUUCAAGUAUGGGAGCUGUUAGGACAGGCAGGGCUCGACAAUGUAAUCAGCCAUAUCCCCCUGUGGGCUUGAGAGGAGCCAAGCUGUCAGUCAUUCUGAAUCCUGAACUGUGGGAAGACCUUGGUGAUCAAGCUAUUCCCCCUACUAUGUCUGCAUAG
Molecule: messenger RNA, 981 nt
Organism: Pisolithus orientalis
Lineage: Eukaryota; Fungi; Basidiomycota; Agaricomycetes; Boletales; Pisolithaceae
Exons: 10
Coding region: 1-981 (326 amino acids)
Source: RefSeq, a predicted model, not a curated record